This is a messenger RNA of Exserohilum turcica Et28A, 606 nucleotides long. RefSeq lists its product as uncharacterized. NCBI's taxonomy places the organism in Eukaryota, Fungi, Ascomycota, Dothideomycetes, Pleosporales, Pleosporaceae. The transcript is spliced from 3 exons. The coding region runs from base 1 to 606 and encodes 201 amino acids. The record is from RefSeq and is a predicted model, not a curated record.
AUGAGCUUCACGACUUGUGACCAAGAAACUGUGGAUAUCCACCGAGAUGUGGAAGACGUAAAGAACCAACUUCCCCCUCUUCCCUUUGCAUUGCCUACAUCCCACAAGGAAUUUGUCCACUGUGUGCCGCCUAAUGCACCUACAUACCGUAAAUUCAACGUCUUCACCGCUGGCAGCAUAGAAAUGGGUAAUGCUGUCCAAUGGCAGAAGCACAUGACGACCCUACUCUCUCACCUCCCUAAUACCGUCUGCAAUCCACGCCGGGGCAAAUGGAACCUCAAAACCACGCCGCUCGCGCGCGACGAGAAUUUACCGACCCCUGUCUCGCUGCUCGAGCUGGGCCUCUGGGCGGGAUCGGGUAAGGUCGUCAAAGGCGGUAACGUGGAGCUGACGUGUCGUCGUUACGAUAUCCCCUUUGUUAAGUCGUUCGCUGAGCUCGUACCCGCGGUCGAGAAGAUGCUGGUGGAGAAGAGAAUGGUGCUCGAUGAUAAGGGUGAUUUGGCUGGAGAGAACGUGCACCUUGGUAAGGAAAAGCCUAAGAAGUGGGCGCAGUUGGAGGCAGAGAAUGCAGAUUUGCAGAAGCGGAUCGAUGAGCUUCAGGAUUAG